This is a messenger RNA of Paramecium sonneborni, 348 nucleotides long. The record is from the annotation of a GenBank genome assembly. Lineage: Eukaryota; Ciliophora; Oligohymenophorea; Peniculida; Parameciidae.
AUGAUGGAUUUCUUAAAUUUAAUUACAACUAAGAGCAAUGAUAAAAUAAUUGAAUUAAUUAUAAAAGUAAGUUUUUAACUAAAUUAGUAAAUUGAGGAAAAUGAUAAUAGGUUGCUAUCUUAUUAGGAAAUAUCUUAAAGUGUAAAAAAUUAUGAUGGAUUCAAUUAUAGAAUAAAAUAUUGGAGAUCCUUGUAUUUAUAAUAUGGUUAUGGAGUAAUUAAAUCAAUUUUUGAUGUAUAAAUUAUUGAGAUUAUAAGACCAUAGAAAUUGAUUAUAAUGAAGAAGUAAAAAUAAAAAAACUUAGAUUACUGUUUGAAAGUAGAAGCUAGACUUUUAUAUUAUUAUUGA